UCAGCGAGUCGGACUCCCCCGCCCCUCCCCCCGCCCCGAGAGCGACUUGGGCUCGCCCCCCGCAGCGACCAUGAGCGACCAAGAGAGUCCAGAAGAAAUGGCUGUUGUGAAGUCUGAGAAGGAAGAAGAAAGUGCUUGUAGUAGAAGCAGUAGUAUUGGAGGCAACGGUGAGGGUCAGGAAUCCCAGCCUUCACCCCUGGCUCUCCUGGCAGCCACGUGCAGCAGGAUUGAGUCUCCCAAUGAGAACUCCAACAGCUCCCAGAGCCAGCAGGGGGGCUCAGGUGAGCUGGACCUCACAGCUGCUGCCGCUCAGCUUGCCCAGACUACAAAUGGUUGGCAAAUCAUUUCCACUGUCCCUGGGACAUCCAAGGAGCAAGGGAGCAAUGGCAGCGAGUCGUCACCAAAAAACCGACCGGUGACAGCUGGGCAGUAUGUGGUUGCUGCUGCCCCCAAUUUGCAGAAUCAGCAGGUGCUGACCAGUUUGCCUGGUGUUAUACCUAAUAUUCAGUACCAGGUGAUCCCACAGUUUCAAACUGUUGAUGGGCAGCAGCUGCAGUUUGCCACCACCCCAGCCCAAGUCAAUGUCCAGCAGGAUGCCUCUGGCCAACUUCAGAUCAUCCCUGGGACAAAUCAACAGAUCAUUACAAACAGAGGCGGGACAGGCAAUAUCAUAGCCGCCAUGCCAAAUCUGCUGCAGCAGGCUGUCCCAAUCCAGGGGGUUGGCUUGGCUAAUAACGCCCUCUCGGGACAAACUCAAUAUGUGGCAAAUGUCCCAGUGGCUUUAAAUGGUAAUAUCACCUUGCUGCCUGUCAGCAGUGUUGCCGCCAGUUUGGCGCCCACUUCUCAGACCGUCACUUUAAGUAGCUCUGGCUCUCAAGACAGCAGCUCUCAAAUAGCGACUUCUGGUGCUGCUAUCAGCUCUUCCAACAUAGUGACGUCCCUGGCCAGCUCUGGUGCUUUUUUCACCAAUGCCAACAGCUACUCUACCACGACCACCAGCAGUAACAUGGGCGUCAUGAAUUUUUCCAGCAGUGGGACCAUGGGAACAAACGUUCAGGUCCAGACACCCCAGAGGGUUAGCGGCAUUCAGAAUUCGGACUCUCUACAGAACCAGGUUUCUGGCGUGGCACUUCAGCAAGGUCAGCAGAAAGAUGCCGAUCAAAAUCAACAGUCCCAGCAGCAGAUCCUAGUACAGCCUCAGCUUGUCCAGGGAGGGCAAACCAUUCAGGCCCUCCAAGCUGCUCCACUCUCUGGCCAGACCUUUACCACCCAAGCCAUCUCCCAAGAUGCUUUGCAGAACCUUCAGCUUCAAGCACUCCCCAACUCUGGGCCAAUCAUUAUUCGAACACCUACUGUGGGGCCAAACGGGCAGGUCAGCUGGCAGACAAUUCAGCUGCAGAAUCUUCAGGUGCAGAAUCCCCAAGCUCAGACAAUCACCUUGGCCCCAAUGCAGGGAGUAUCUCUGGGGCAGACGGGGCACACCAACACGCUCACACCAAUAGCCUCUGCCUCGCUCCCCAGUGGCACUGUCACUGUAAACGCCGCUCAGCUGUCUUCUAUGCCAGGCCUUCAGACCAUUAACCUCAGUGCCUUGGGAGCAUCUGGAAUCCAGGUACAUCAGCUACAAGGGCUGCCGCUGGCUAUAGCCAAUGCCACUGGUGAUCACAGUGCUCAGCUGGGCCUGCAUGGUGGAGGGGGUGACGGAAUGGGAGACGAAAACGCUACUGUGGAAGAAGGGGAGACUAGUCCCGACCCACAGCCACAAGGCCGAAGGAUGCGGAGGGAAGCCUGCACCUGCCCAUACUGCAAAGACAGCGAAGGAAGGGGUUCUGGGGAUCCCGGUAAGAAGAAGCAGCACAUCUGCCACAUCCCGGGCUGCGGGAAGGUGUAUGGCAAGACGUCCCACCUGCGGGCUCACCUCCGGUGGCAUACCGGGGAGAGGCCUUUCGUCUGCAGCUGGAUGUUCUGCGGGAAGCGCUUCACGCGCAGUGACGAGCUGCAGCGGCACAAGCGCACACACACAGGUGAGAAGAAAUUUGCCUGCCCGGAGUGCCCAAAACGCUUCAUGAGGAGCGAUCACCUGUCCAAGCACAUCAAGACCCACCAAAACAAGAAGGGAGGCACAGCCAACAAUGUGGCCAUGAACGUCUCUGCGGUCUCCAUGGACACCGGGACUUCGGAGGGAAACAGUGGGCCAACCCCAUCGGCCCUCAUUGCAACCAACAUGGUGGCCAUGGAAGCCAUUUGUCCCGAGGGCAUCGCACGCCUUGCCAGCAGCGGCAUCAACGUCAUGCAGGUGGCAGAUCUUCAGUCCAUCAACAUCAGUGGCAAUGGAUUUUGAGACUGUGAGAACCACAAGACAUGGACGAUGUACAAAUCUGGGGUUCAAGGUAGUGUGCUGAGAGGGUAGGGUCAGUUACACCUUCUAGCACGAGAGCCCAGUUCCUCUCUGCCAGGAAUGCUACCUGAAAACAAGGCCCAGCGAUUGGCUCAGACCUCUGAGGCCCAGUGACUACAUGGGGAUGCCAGAGCUUUUUUUGACUCGACUUUCCUUCCUCCCCCAUAACUUCUCCCCUACCUUUCCCUCAGUAGCUACCCCUGAUGCCAACAUGCCUUGGUAAAUGUAUAUGAUCAUUGAAAUACUUUUUAGCGCAAAAAAAAAAAGAUUCUAUAUUAUUAUUAUAUAUAUAAAAAUAUAAAAUGUGUUCAUUUGAGCAAGGAAAAAAAUUGCUGCGACCAAAGUGUUUUUGGUCUAUUUUGGAUGCCUUAUCUUUGAACAGAUGACCCCGUGGGUAGUUAAUAAGACAAUACCCAAGCUGUUGUUCAGAUACUAUAUUACAUUUUACAUUGUAACCUUAAAAAAAUUAGCCUUUUGUAUGCUCUGCUUUUAGGUUUCUUUUUUUCCUUAAUUUUUUUAAUUAUUUGGGUGAGGUUUUCUUCAUAUAAAACAGUCACCCUCUUCCUUCCCGUCACCCCUUCGUUGCUUUAUUUUAAAUUGUAUUCGCUGCAGAGAUUCUCCUAUCCGACUUAUUUUAACCUUGCUCUUUCAUUCUGAGCAUAAGUGUACAUGUAAAAUUGUUUGUAAAGGUUUUUGUGCGGGUUCACUCGAGCUAUUUACCAGAAGAGGGUCCGGGACCCAUAAUGCAUUCUGAGAUUUUUGCGGGGGGGAGGGGAGGGAAGGGGGAGUCUAGGGCAAAUUUAUUUUUCUGCAGUCGGUCUUAAAAACAAAACACCAACGUCAGCGCGACCAGGGCUGGUGAGAUGAAGACACCUUGAGUGUCGAGUGGCAAAAAAUAAGGAACUCGCUGAAAAUGCAGUGGAGAAGAGACCACUGAUAAUAUUGUGUCUAUUCAGAGUAACGUGCCUAGUCCGGUUAAAAUGUAGCGUGAGGGGAUGCCUGUUGGCAUCCCUAAUCUGAGGGUUACUGCAGAGCAGCUGAUGCUAGUGCAGAGGGUGUGUUGAAAUUGACUGUUGGUCAGACUGGCAGGCUGCUGGUACAUUUGUAAGUGGCAGGGCGUUUGUCUGCCAGACAUGGACUUCAGGCAUAGGGUGCUUAGUGGACAUGUCACACGGCCCCGGGCUGGGGCUGUUUAUUAAUGGGAGGCAUGUCUCUUAUUCAGAUUAAAUCAUCACAUCAUCUUGCAGGAUUUUUUUUUCUUCCAACACUACAUUGCUUUUCUGGCUCCAAGGCUUCCCUGUUCUUGCAGAGAUUUCCAAACCAGUAAUUGGAAACAAAGGAAUUUCCCGGCUGUCUUUUCCUCUUAGUCUUUUUCAAGCCCAUGGUGGACUGGUAGUACUGAACCCUGCUAGACUCCUCUGUCCAGCUCACUCUUCGUCCCCCGCCCUUCUCUUCCUGCUGCAGCCACAACAAAGUGGGUGUUCCCGAUGUCCCCUCCAUUUCCCCUAGCCCUUCUGUGAAGCCCAGUGGAAAGUCCUUACAACAGCAUAAAAUUGUAGGAAGAGGACCUCGUGCCCUGUAGACUGGGGGGGUGGGCUUCAGGAUUUAGAAUCCCUCCAGUUGAGAAUUCAGACACCUUCAUGUGUGUCACCCACCCUCCCUCGGCCCACAAAUCAAAGGGCUUGAAGAAUCCUCUAGGAAUAGGGUGAAUUUUAUUUAAUGAGGACGAUAAGCAGUGUUCGGGUGUGUUUUCAUAGAAAAAUAAA
Messenger RNA from Emys orbicularis (European pond turtle), 4164 nucleotides. RefSeq names its product Sp1 transcription factor (gene SP1). The coding region runs from base 71 to 2341 and encodes 756 amino acids. NCBI's taxonomy places the organism in Eukaryota, Metazoa, Chordata, Testudines, Emydidae. Gene Ontology annotation, biological process: regulation of transcription by RNA polymerase II. The transcript has 6 exons. The record is from RefSeq and is a predicted model, not a curated record. Gene Ontology annotation, molecular function: DNA-binding transcription factor activity, RNA polymerase II-specific; RNA polymerase II cis-regulatory region sequence-specific DNA binding.